Coffea eugenioides is the source of this 718-nucleotide messenger RNA. Its product is annotated as cytochrome c oxidase subunit 6b-3-like. The transcript has 4 exons. Bases 93 to 494 code for a protein of 133 amino acids. The record is from RefSeq and is a predicted model, not a curated record. Lineage: Eukaryota; Viridiplantae; Streptophyta; Magnoliopsida; Gentianales; Rubiaceae. Gene Ontology annotation, cellular component: respiratory chain complex IV; mitochondrion.
GCAGCUAAAUAAAAUUCACUACAAAUUAAUCAGAACACCACCAUUCACUUGCUAAGACAGGGAACUCAAAUUUCAGAGAAAAAAUAUUUGGAAUGUCGACUGAUGCAGUUAUAGACCCUCACGACAAGAUGAGGUCUAGGGAUGUUAACAAAGUUGCUAGAGGUGAACAAGCCCCAAGGCCUCCUGCUGAUCACCCUAUUGUCUCCAAGGCACCACCUCCAACUUCUACUGAUCCUAAGCCCAAAAAGGCAGGGGAGAAGGACGAUGUUGAAGACUUAGGGGCUGCACCUGCUGAUGAUGCUCCUCGCUUCACUAACCAGUUGAGAAACUGUUGCAUACGUUACUAUGAAUUUUACAGGUGUAUCAUGGAGAACGAGGAAGAUACAUCCAAAUGUGACAAGUUUGCUGAGUAUUAUCGAGCACUAUGCCCAUAUGAAUGGGUUGAGAAGUGGGAUGUUGAGAGAGAGCUUGGAAUUUUUCCUCAGCCAAUUUAGUUUGAACAACAAAGGCUGUUGUCAGUUCGAUCUUUGAAGCCAAGGAAGGCAUCUCGUCGGUGAAUAAAACUCAAGAACUAUCAUAUCUUUUGUUACCAGCAAAUGAAGAAAGAAGGUAGAAGGCGAAAAGAAGAAAAAAUUAUGUUUGUCCCUAGCUUGGAGGUCUCCUUACUGUAUGAAGAAAACAAUGGAAUAAUUCCACAAACCUCCCCUAACCUUUUUUA